CCUGAUGAAGCAGAUUUAGCGGAAUUUGCCCACAAUACCGGCGCAAUUGAGUUUCCUUUCGCCCCGCCUCUCCCAAAUGCCAUUCCCAUCCUGUUUGUGCACGAGCGAGAAUUCGCAUCAACCCUCGAGGAGCGCAUCGUACACAGUCAACAUGUUACCGCCACGUUGGAUGGCAACAAAUGGGCAGAUGCAAACUUCAAGGGACUGAGGCUAUUCUCAUCCGGAACUGGUCUCAUCGGCACCUCCAACGGGACUCGAACCAUGACAUUACAGCCUCUCAUAUCGACACGUCAACCACCAAGACACAUCGCCACAAUUGGUCUUGGGUCAUGGGGUUAA
This is a messenger RNA of Protopolystoma xenopodis, 339 nucleotides long. NCBI's taxonomy places the organism in Eukaryota, Metazoa, Platyhelminthes, Monogenea, Polystomatidea, Polystomatidae. The record is from the annotation of a GenBank genome assembly.